UCCAUGCCUUGCGGAUGCACGCCCUCUGAAUCUCGCUCCUCCUCGUGCCAACAGCUAUACGUAUUAUCUUUGAAUCCUUGUCAAUCAAAGUUGGGAUCCACCCCCCGAGAGGUUGGUGGGCGCGGCUUCUCCAGAGCCUCCUCCCUGUUGCCAACGGCUAUGAUUAUCUUUGAACCCUUGUCAAUCAAAGUUGGGUUCCACCCUGGAAUAUGGGCGUGGCUUCCCCGGAGCCUCGCCCCCUUUUGCACACGUGGCCCUUCUUUGCUUCCUGACCACGUGUGGCGGCGAUGGCAGCGCCUGGAUCGAGCCUCGCUUUGUAUCCAGAGAGGACGGGGCGGGACCAUGAGACGGGUUUCCCCUUGGAAGAAGGCGAGCCUGGCGGGAGGAAUUGUAGGGCUCCUGGGCUCCCCUUUCUGCACCAUAAGGGGAGGUCUGUGGGGCCACCUUUCUUCCAAAAAGGGACCCACAGUGGCUCACAGGAUAAAAACACUUUAAAAACAAUCAUGAGGUUUCCUUGUGAGCUGAGCAUACCUUUCCCGUCAUCACUGUUAGCCCGGAUUGCGCUGGACUCCUUGGCCCCAGACCCUGAGCCCCGUAAAGGAGGGAUCAGCAAAGAACUCAGUGUGAUGGAGGACACCUUGCACAUAUGCUGGAAAGCAGAUGAAGCCCGGAUCCUACGUGUUUCUGUCAACUCCUUCCUGGAGCAUCUCUCUUUGGUGGUGGAAACCAUGGACCUGUUUGGACCUCCUGUGGUUUGAUAGACUAUUCAGCCUUGACAACAAGAAACAAUGGGCUUCACAAUAGUCCUAGCCUAUUAAUGGACAGUGUCAGAGAAGGCACUAGACAAUGCUUCCAUGGAGCUAAGAUAAUGGCAGGAGAUACAUUUUGCCUUGGGUUCUCUAGUGACAUUGGGUACCAAGAAGGAAGCAAAGCUGAGAUUGUUUUGAUGUCAGAUUGUGACGAAAGCAGUGGCUUCUAGUUUUUUCAGAUUGCAUUUCCCAUAAUCCCUCACCUUUGUCUGUGCUGUCUGUGGUUGAUGGGAAUUAUAGGCCAAAAAAUGUCUGGAGAGUCACAGGUAUAGGUCAAAUAUAUUUGGGGGUAUAAGAAAGUUAUAUAAAAUCUCGAUUUUGAAUAUAUGUUCUCCAAUACACUUUACAGUCUCUGUGUGUUAACUGAUUAAAUAUGUUUGAGCCGGCCAACUGUAUUGAUUAUCAAUUAUAUGUACAUAAGCAAAGUCUUAAUAAAAGUGCUCUUUCCAGCUUCUGAAUGGAGAUGGUGAGGUCAUAAAGUGUGA
Molecule: messenger RNA, 1294 nt
Organism: Sceloporus undulatus (fence lizard)
Lineage: Eukaryota; Metazoa; Chordata; Lepidosauria; Squamata; Phrynosomatidae
Gene: LAGE3
Product: L antigen family member 3
Exons: 4
Coding region: 288-758 (156 amino acids)
Cellular component (GO): EKC/KEOPS complex
Source: RefSeq, a predicted model, not a curated record